Messenger RNA from Manis javanica (Malayan pangolin), 559 nucleotides. It is a transcript of the gene UQCRQ, whose product is annotated as ubiquinol-cytochrome c reductase complex III subunit VII. Gene Ontology annotation, cellular component: respiratory chain complex III. The record is from RefSeq and is a predicted model, not a curated record. Lineage: Eukaryota; Metazoa; Chordata; Mammalia; Pholidota; Manidae. Gene Ontology annotation, biological process: mitochondrial electron transport, ubiquinol to cytochrome c.
CCAGGGCCGCUCAGGCCCCCGAGGCCCCGUCCGUCCACCCGGCCAGGCGCAACACCCCUGGAAACAGCAGGGAGUGGUAUUUCCCGGAAGUGACUUCACGACCUCGCGCGGCGGCUUCGGGUCCUCCCGGAAGUGGCGGGCGGAGGACGAGCCUCCCGUGGCUGUGGAGGGCGUCGUGACCCCGGUGCGAAGCGCCGCAGCGACCAUGGGCCGCGAGUUUGGACAUCUGACACGGAUGCGGCAUGUGAUCACCUACAGCUUGUCGCCAUUCGAGCAGCGCGCCUUCCCGCACUACUUCAGCAGGGGCAUCCCCAACAUGCUGCGCCGCACUCGGGCAUGCAUCCUUCGGGUCGCACCCCCAUUUGUAGCAUUUUAUCUCCUCUACACAUGGGGAACCGAGGAGUUUGAGAAAUCCAAGAGGAAGAACCCAGCUGCAUAUGAAAAUGACAAAUGAGCAACUCACCUGGAUAAUGGUUCCCUGUCUCUGGAAGACCCUUCUCUGGAAAGGAGUCUACAUUAUAGUGCACUGAAAACACAAUAAACUGUGGGCUGCACUGUU